AUUGCGUCAUGCCUCCGGAAAAGGCCAUUGUGUCGGCCCUUUUGGAGGGAGCAGUGUCUGAGCGGCGCAGUUGGUCAACAUUACAGUGAGAGCAGCAUUGACAAAGAUGGCUGUGAGUUUGCCUCCGGGUGGUGUGAACCUAGAGUCGCAGCUUUUGUCCAUAAUGGACGCGCUGGUGAAGGCAGCAGCAGCGGAGAUCAGUCAGCUUUUCUGUGAGAGCUCUGCGGAGCUGCGCCUGCACUUAACCCAGAGCCUACGGGAAAACGACAGUCUGCGGACACGCGUGAAGCUCAUGAGGAGCGAGAUCUUCUCCUUGAAGCUGCAGGCCCGAGCUGCACGACCCUCCAGCCGCUUUGGAGUCCUGCGAGCAAACACCCCCAAACCACGAGUUAAAGCACAAGAUGUCUCCACUCCUGCAGUUUCAGAGGACCAAACUACCUACACUGUCGCUGAAAAGAAAACAGCUGUGGACUGUCCUGAUGUCAUUUUGAUCAAAGAUGAGGAUGAGUCUGAAGAAGUUACUGCUGGUGACAAUGGACCUGGCAGCACAAAGAUGGAGAAUGAAAAUACUGUGGACCUCCAAAGUCAAGCACAGGAAGCUUUCAUAAACCAGAGUGACACUUUUUACAACACGUCUGACCAUUUGGCCUUUACCUCUAUACCUACCAUGCAAACGGCUUCUCAUGACCUAACAACUAACGAUAUGCGAAUAACAGUGCAUAAUGACAUUUUUGGAAUGCCAGUUACCAACCAAAUGGAAAGAACACCAAUUAUCCAAAAUGUUACCUCAAUAGCAAUGAACCACCAGGACAUGGGUGCCGGUAGUGAAGGCAGCUCCAGUAGUCCUGUCCCAAAGCAAAAGUCUAUUCACAAAAUGUUGCCCUGCACCAUCUGCUGGGCUAAAUUCAGUACUCGUAGUGAACUGAACACACAUCGUGCCAGUCAUACAGGUGGCUCUCCCAUCACUUGUCACAUGUGUGGUAAGGUAUUUGUUAGCAAGAACACUUUAGGAAUCCACAUGCGAAUCCACACAGGAGAAAAACCCUAUGUCUGUCUGCUCUGUGGGAAACGCUUCACACAAAAUGGUGGUCUCCGGAUUCAUUUAAGAACGCAUUCAGGAGAGAAACCUUUCAGCUGUUCAGUGUGCCACACCAGCUUCAACAACCCCAGCAACCUCCGCCGACAUAAGAUCACGCACAACACUGUUUAGUAUGUUCAAGUAUCACUAUUGACUUUUAUAUUUAUGCUGCCUUUCAUACAGGAAUACCAUAAUUGUGAAGUUGUUGUUUUGGUUCUUUAUUACGUAGACUGUUACUUUUGUUGUUCCACUUUAAACUUUUGUAUUAAUACGUUUAUCAAUUCUGAAAACCUUUUAUAAUAUAUAAAAUAAAUACUGUUUAUAAUUUUAUGGUA
Boleophthalmus pectinirostris (great blue-spotted mudskipper) is the source of this 1413-nucleotide messenger RNA. RefSeq names its product oocyte zinc finger protein XlCOF6-like. Gene Ontology annotation, biological process: regulation of transcription by RNA polymerase II. NCBI's taxonomy places the organism in Eukaryota, Metazoa, Chordata, Actinopteri, Gobiiformes, Gobiidae. Gene Ontology annotation, molecular function: RNA polymerase II cis-regulatory region sequence-specific DNA binding; DNA-binding transcription factor activity, RNA polymerase II-specific. The record is from RefSeq and is a predicted model, not a curated record. Gene Ontology annotation, cellular component: nucleus. The transcript is spliced from 4 exons. The coding region runs from base 107 to 1210 and encodes 367 amino acids.